AUACGGAGAGGAGAGCACAGAGGGCACAUCUAUACACAGCAGAGAGACACAGCUCAACGGUGCUUUAAAUCCGGCUCAGAGCACCAGUAGCAAGAAGCACGUCAAGUUCGACGCCGAGUCCGUACAGAACGGCCGCGUGCGACGCAAGAAGAACGCCGGUGGCGAUGACACUCCCAAACCUCCGGCCCCUCCGCACCACGGCAACGGCACGGGCGGAGGAGCGGACGGCGAGGCGCAAAGAGCGGUCAACCGGCUCACGCAGCGGGCCAGCUCAGAGAUGGCAGACGGCAAACCCGAGCGCGCCCUGGCCUCCUUCCGCAAGGCGUACGAGCGCUCAGGGCAGCUCGCCGAACCGGCGGCGAGGGCUGCGUGCGCCUUCAACCUGGGCGCGGCGCACGUGGCCGCAGACCAGGCUGACAAGGGCCUGCAGUACCUGCUGGAGGCGCAGGCAGCAGGGUCCCAGGACCAAGACCAGCGCGGGGACCUACUCUUCAACCUGGGCGUCGCGUACGAGGCGCUGCACGACCCCGCCAGCGCCUGCGCGCUGCUACGAGGACGCGCUGGCCCAGUACCGAGCCGACCAAAUGGGAGGCCAGGCCGACGCUCAGGUGAAGCUGGGCCAGUGCUGCAUGCAGCAGGGCGAGGAGGCACGGGCGGCUGACUGGUUCCUGGCGGCGGGACGGAGUUACCGCUGCGCGGGCCGGGCCGACCAGGCGGCCGAGGCGCUGUGCGAGGCCGGCGCGGCCCUACUGCGCUCGCCCGCCACCGCUGGCACCGCCGUGGUGUCCGUGCUGGAGGAGUGCCGCUCCGCCUGUACUCACGUCCGUGACAAUGACGCGCUGUUGGCGCGUCUCUACAACGAGCUGGGUCUCAGCUUCUCGCAGCUGCAGCUCUUCCCGGCGGCCGUCGACUGCUUUGAGCGGGCGCUGCCACUGAGCGAGGGCGUCGCGGACGCGGCCCGCCGGGCGGCCGUGCUGCAGAACAUGGGGGCCGUACGCAACUCCCAGGGGCAGUUCCAGCUGGCGCUCGCCUUCCACCGGCACGCCGCUUCGCUGCACGGUGAGCUCCAGAACCGCAACGCUCAGGGCCAGUGCUUCUGUAACCUGGCGUUCGCGUGCAGCCAACUCGGGGACCACGAGGCCGCGGCGGAGAACUACCUCCACGCUCUGCAGGCGUUCCGCGACACAGGAGACGUGCACGGCCAGUGGCAGGCCAACGAGGGCCUCGGGGCGGCCAAGUUCCGGCUGGGGGACCCGGAGAAGGCCGUCUCCUGCUACAAGCAAGCACUGGCGCUGCUCAGCCAGGACAAGGUAGCGGCUGGGGAUGCCCAGGAGAGGAUUGUGGGUAAACUUACGGAUGCCAUUCAGUACAGAGUGAGCAUCUCGAAAGCCAUGGGACAGCAGAUGGGAUACGUGCUAUCCCCCUCCGCGGUAAGACAGGAGAUGACCCAGUCGCACACUUACCUCAUGCCUUACGGGUACCACCUCCAACGGGCGCUGCCAAUAAGCAAUGAAGGAGGCGGGCAUGGUGUGGUGCGUGUGGAUCAGCUGCGAGCCGUGGGGUCGGCAGGCAGACACCCUCAGGGUCCUGAGGAUGAUCCCACAAACAGGACGGCUCCUACCCGAGUCUUCCCUGGCACACACAGAGGCGCUGUUGGUGUGGGGGGUGAACUCCAUCAGGGCCCACGGUACGGCCCAGCAGGGCCAGUCCAGAGGCCCCUCAUGCAUCAGCCACCCCACAGCGGCCUGCAGAGGCAGCUCCCAAGGGCUGCUCCUGAGAAUGGACAUCACGCCCGCCCAGCCACCACCUCCCACCUACCUUCCAGCUUAAAUGACACCUACCUGGUCCCUGACCCUGCCACACUGUUUCAUCAGGCAUCCAGGCCGCAGGCAGCAACAGGCUCGUCAUGGGGUACGGAACAGCACCCCUACUCCACCAUCCGGUCCCAGCAGAUGGCAGGGCCAACAGAGAGGCCACCGGGGCCAGAGAGAGGCUUGACCGAGGACCCCAUCAACCGUGAGGAUCGCGACAGAAGGCCGUCCGGGAGUAGCGGACAUUCUGGCAGCUCGGGCCGGAUGUCGGGCGGAGAACUCCACACCGGCCGCCGACGCCGCUCCCGCAUGUGCCUCCUCAUGUGAAGCCCUGCAGCAGCGCUGGCUCCCCUGGUUGCAGGAAGCUCACGAGGACAGUGAUGCAGCAGCCUGAUGUGCCGAUGACAAGAGGGCACGUGGCCAAGGAUGGUUCGACUCAUCAUAAACACAUCGUGCUGCCCUGAGCCAAUGUAUUUUCACUGGAACCAGAUCGCAGCGGGUGAUCUGGUAAUGGGAGUCAUUCAACUUGGAGGCCACUUAUGAGCGAAGGGAGUUGACUGCAGCCCACUUAAUUUUGCCUCAAAGCGAAUCUAAGUCAGUCCUUGUUUCCGAAAUGUACUACUGUAAUGAGCCAAGAAUGUCUGUGUGUCCCGCGCGUGACGUCACUCCACGUCGGCCAGCCCCCCUCAUUAAUACUCAUGAACAGGUGACGUCCUCCACAUGGACCCCCACCCCCUCAUUAAUAAUCAUGAGCGGGUGACAUCACUCCAUGGGGCGAGGCGUCUCCUCCCCCCUCCUCAGCGUCAACUUACAAUCCUCACUACAAAGGCAGAACCCUCACAUCACGCGAUCUCCGUAACGCUAUUGAGACAUAGAAGUAAAAAGGAGGUCAUGAUUAACAAGGGAUUAUAAUCUUUAAAAUUGCACUCGAAUUGAUGCAAUGAAUUUCACGUCGUGGUCUGAUUUUGGCUUGCAAGCACAGAGCUGGUAUCUCAGUUUGAACUGAGCUGGAAAUUUGCCGCUCUUUGCCAGCGAUUACACAGUGAUGGUGCUGACCCCGGCACCUAAAUAUCAAACAUAGUCAACAGCUGCAAUUGUAAAUAUUUACACCAAUGUGUGUCAAAUGUCUUCCAUUGAGCUUGGAUGCGUGGAGUGUUCACCAAUACAAUACACUUCCAUUCGGAGUUGUACAGAAUCUAAAUGCGACUGCAUCUUUGGACGAUGUACAGAAACUGGACAUUUAUUUUAUAUAGAGGGGCAGUCAGUCGUCGUAGAGGAAAAACGGAAGGUCUGGAGCCUGGACUUGAAAAGGGGCAGGGGUUCGACAGCACAGGUGACUGGAGGAAAGGAGUUUCCAACAAUGGGGGCUUAAAAGGAGAAUGACUAAGUUAAACCGCACAAAAAAUUUCAAAAUCCAUUUUAAACAUGUACCUAUAGACAUCAAUUACUUUAUUCAAGUGGUGUGUAUAAGUGAUCCUUAUGGCGGUACCCCGGGGUCCCAAAUAAUACAAAAUGGCCGAGGCAAUUAAAUAUUUUAUUUCAGGGACACUAUUGUUUUCCAGAGGUGUAUUUAACGCCGCGACUGUGGUGUCAAUCAACCCGAAAUCAGUGCUACUCCGCGAUGUCGAAACGCCAAACAUUAGCUAUCGAAAAAUUCAACUUUGAAUAGUGCAUCGUGUACAGCUCGUAGAGAUGAGUCGAUUGACGCAUCGCCAACCAUCAGCAGACUAAAAAUGACUGCUAUCUUGAACAAUGCUUUCGUAAAAAAAAAACGAAUGUUUUUUACGUUUACAUUUGUGGGGAAAUAAAUCCAGUCGCAAUUAAUGCUGAUAAUUAUUUCACAAAUCAAUCUACCCCAGUGUCACUGUGCAGAUGGGAAUGGUAUCAUCCAGAGAUGGAAAUCAUUAAGGACAUCAUUAUUUUAUGUUCAUCUUUGUGUGUCUUGAAAGAUACAACACAGAAUACAGACCGCUCUAUUCCAACAGCUAUACAGCUGAUAAUUAGAGAGAAAAAAAAGCAACUAUUUAGAGUAACAUUUUGGGGUCAUUCGAGUGAAUUCCCAGAGGUAUGGCUUCACACUUUUUACUGGUAGGAACCUCCUGGUUACACCAGCCCACAGGGGAUUGUG
Messenger RNA from Lethenteron reissneri (Far Eastern brook lamprey), 3939 nucleotides. It is a transcript of the gene TTC24, whose product is annotated as tetratricopeptide repeat domain 24. The record is from RefSeq and is a predicted model, not a curated record. Gene Ontology annotation, molecular function: protein binding. NCBI's taxonomy places the organism in Eukaryota, Metazoa, Chordata, Hyperoartia, Petromyzontiformes, Petromyzontidae.